Molecule: messenger RNA, 4612 nt
Organism: Brachypodium distachyon (stiff brome)
Lineage: Eukaryota; Viridiplantae; Streptophyta; Magnoliopsida; Poales; Poaceae
Product: abnormal spindle-like microcephaly-associated protein homolog
Exons: 19
Coding region: 123-4361 (1412 amino acids)
Biological process (GO): mitotic cell cycle; spindle organization; establishment of meiotic spindle localization
Cellular component (GO): spindle pole
Molecular function (GO): protein binding
Source: RefSeq, a predicted model, not a curated record
CCCCCGUCCCCACCACUACCCCCUCUCCCCCCGCUCCGGCGCUACUGAUUCCUGAACCCAUAGAAGCCCUUCGAGGCUUCGACCCGCUCCAGAAUCUUCUAGAACCUCUCUCCUUAGUCGCCAUGAACCGAUGCGAGCUCACCGAUCCCCCCUUCCGCGACGUCUCCAAUCUCCGCACCCAGAAACCUAACCCCAAAUCUCCCGUCCCGCUCCUCUUCACUGCCUCCAAAACAGCACUCCCUGGCCCCACCCCGACGCCCCUCGGCCGGAGGAGACCCCGAACCGGCGCCGGGACACCGACGCCCGUCGGCAGCAGGAGGCCCCUCGCCGGCGCCGCGACGCCCCUCGCCCGGCGCCUCCGCGCGCUCGAGCUCGACCAGUCGCGUUCCGCACGCCGCGCCGAGUGCGGCCGCGAGCGCGCCCUCCGCGCCUUCGCGGCCUCCGCCUCGUCAUGGCUGUCCCUCCUACUGCGAGACCCCUCCGCCUGCGGCUGCUCCCCUGCUGCGUCCCCCACGGCCACCCGGGCCCCCGUCGCGGGCAAGCGCGACUCUCUCGAUGGCGCGCGCGCGCCCGGAAGUAGCCCCAAGCGGCACCGCGGUAGGGAUCGUUGUGGGGAGAGGAGGAAGGCGAUGACGCCUGCUAUGGAGGUUGUGUUAAGGGACUCCCUGAGGGAGGUGUGCAGCUUGGAUGAUGUAAAGGAGAGAAUGGACAAGUACAUGAGCACGGACGCGCGCGAGGAGGUGCUCGUCAUGAUGUGCCGAAUUUGCAAGAACAUCGAUGGGAGUAGACUGAAGAUGAAAGCCCAUUGCCCUAUUGUGACAGAUCUUAGGCUGAAAGAGAAUGCGAUUAGAAUUUUCAUGUGUUACAAUCCAGAGUGGCUCAGAAUAGGUUUGCAUAUUGUGCUUGGGGGUGAUUGCUUGCUGCAGAAUGGAUUGCGGAAACAGGACAAGGAGGUCCCCUUUCUGAAACUUAUUCUGGAGAAGCAGUUGUUUGGUCAACUUGUGGCUCCAAAGACUUCUGCUCAGAACAAGUUGGUAGAAAGGCUCCACAGAACAGGUUAUACCGAAGCAUUGGGCAACAUCAUAUUGAAAAGACUGUUUCUUCUUGUUGCUGCUUUAGACAGUGCGAAAAUGGAAAGUGCCAUACCUCUUGAAUCUGGAAUCGAUAGCCUUGAUGGUGGAUCCCCUCCAUUGUUUUGCCACCAAAGCCACAUAAAAUCUAGCAGGCAAAUAUCCAGGUCUUUGGGCGAGGCCAUGCAUGGAGAAGGUGAUCUCCUGAUGCACCUAUCAUCCAUGGGCUACAUACUGAAUUAUCAACAGCUUGCUCUAUCAGAGUAUGAUUUCACUAUAGGGAAUUUAUUUGAAGAUCUCCUUGAUGGCAUAAUUCUUUGUAGAGUUGUUCAUCUCCUUCUUUCUGACACUUCGAUCAUUUUGAAAGUGAUUGCUCCUUCAGACACGCAUAAAAAGAAAUUGCACAAUUGCACCAUGGCUAUCCAGUAUAUCAAGAAAGCUGGCGUUCCAAUAUCUGAUGCAGAUGGAGUCACAAUUUCAGCAGAAGACAUUACUAAUGGGGACAAGGAACUAAUUCUUUCGUUGUUAUGGAACAUUUUCAUCCAUAUGCAGUUACCCUUGCUAGCAAACAAGACUUCACUAGCUCGUGAACUAUCGAGGCUAAAGGCACCAACGGUGGAACAACCAGUCUCUGAGACCAAGUCACACAUGGGCUUGCUUUAUGAUUGGUUUCAGGUGGUAUGUGAAAAAUAUGACAUAAACGUGGAAACUUCUUCUAAGAUUGACAGGAGAGCGCUGAACUACUUUAUAAAUUAUUAUUUGAACAUUGGCAUUCAGAGGUGUCCACCCAAGGAAACAUUUUCUGAUUGUCGAAAGGAAUUGUUUGGUUAUGAACAGGAGACUUUCACUGAUACCUCUAGCUGUCCAACAAACAAAAUGGAAAAGGUUCUUGGAGACUUUCUCCAGGAUUCUCCAGCUAGUGGCAUCUUAGCCAGUGAUAUAUUAUUUGAUGAAAAGGGUGCAGUAAUUUUGAUUGCAUUUCUAUGUUCACAUCUGACUAGUGAUAAAAGAUUGGAACAACUAAGGAAUUUAACCAAUGCGAGGCUGGACCACCAAAGCCUGGAGAAUAAAGUUUCGGCUAUGAUUAUAUCUCUGGGAAAGAAUGAUGUGAAGUAUCAAUCCCCUCAGAGAGAUAACACAGAUAAUUCAUGCACUAGCCAGGAGCGGGCUGCUACAAUUAUACAGACUCAAGUCAGAGAAAUUAUUGCAAAGAACAAAUAUCUUAAGAUUAAGAAGUCAAUAGCUAUCCUGCAAGGUGCUAUGCGAGCUUGGUCAUCUGUCAUCAUGAAAAGCAAAUGUAAAUGUCAAACUGCUGCCUUCUCUACUCGCCAGGAAGCGCAUGGAAACUUCAACAGAUAUUUCACUUUUAUGUUAGAAAGACAUAGAUUUGUGCGAAUGAGAAGAUCUGCUAUUGUGAUUCAGCAGGCUGUAAGGAUUUGGAUUAGGGGAAGAAAGAGGCUUGAGAACAUUGAGCAUUUUGAAAGUCAUGAGUUCUUCAAAGCUAGAGCUUCAUCGAAAACUGAUUGCGUUUGCAAAGAACUGUGUGAUGGUGAGAAUGAAACCAUACCAUGCAAGGAUGUGCGUACAUCAACAGCUUCGGCUGCUAACCCUCAAUGCCUUGAUGAGACUGACUGUAUAGAUGCCACUCCUCUGCAGCUUGGUGACAAACACAUCAACCAUGUAACUCCUAUCAUUCAGCUCUGCAAUUGUUGGCAUGAUUCUUUAGCUUCUCCCAGUCCACAUCAGAGUAUGGUUGAGAGUGUCUCCAUUAAUUCUCUCAGUCACCACCUAUUUAAGGUUGAGACUGCCAGCAUAGCAUCAGCCACUAAACUUGUGCAUGAUGAGGAUGAUAUGGACUGUGGAGGCAAUAUUUUUUCUGGAGCUUCAUUCCAGAAUGAACAGCCUGUAUCUGCACAGGUCGAUUUCUUGCUUUGCAAAGAUGUAAUGGCUGCUCGAAAGAUACAGUUUGCAUACAGAAGAUAUGUACACGAAAGAUACUCAAGAAUGUCUGCUGCAAUCAAAAUUCAGAGCCACUGGCGUGGUUUCACCAUGCGAAUGUGUUUUACAAAGCAAGUUGAAGCUAUCAUUGCCAUCCAAUCUGUAACAAGACACAACUUGUGCCAUUGGGCUUUUCAACAAAAUCGCGGUUCCACGAUAGUAAUUCAACGUUUUGCCAGAGGAUUUUUAGCUAGAAAGCGACUAUUAGGUUCUUCGCUGCAAGCCUACAAAGGAACUUUUGCACUUGACGGAAGUCAACACGAAAGAUAUCACCAACGUAUUGAACUAAAAAUUGUGGUGUACUCAAUCUUAAGGCUACAAAGAUGGUGGAGGGAAGUUCUAUUGCACCGGUCUAUCAGAAGAUCAGUAAUCUCAAUUCAAUCCUCGGUACGUGGUUGGUUGGUUCGGAAAAAAGUAAAUCGAAUUAUCUGCUGUGUCUACGUCAUUCAAAGACGGUGGAGAAAGGUUAUGUUUCUUGAAUCAAGGAAAAGAGCUGCAAUUAUUAUCCAGUCCCAUGUUCGUUGUUGGAUAGCACAACGGGCUGCUUUUAGAAAAAAGAAGUGUAUUACUGUUAUCCAGGCCUUUAUUAAAGCCUACCAUGUGAGGAAAGCUUCAAAGAAAGAAGUUGCUGAUAUAAGAUCUAGAAUACAGAAGGCUUCUUCACAAAUUGAUGAUGGCAUGCGCCUGCUCAACAGACUAAUUGCUGCACUAUCGCAAAUCAGUGACUGUAGGAGCAUCAGCAGCAUUCGACAAACUUGCACAACAUUAAGUUUUGCUACAGAGCUUUCUGAGAAAUGCUGCGAGACACUUGUUGGUGCGGGUGCUGUAGACAUUCUUUUGAAGCAAAUCCCUAAGCUGAAUCGCGGGAUCCCUGACCAGGAAGUCUUAAAGCAAGUGCUGAUUACUCUGAGGAACAUUGCACGCUUCCCAAAUCUUCGACCAGUGUUAGCUAACACUCCACAAUUAGUUAACAUAAUAUUCCAGGAGUUGCUGAGGAACGAAGAGGACGGGUUUUUCAUUGCAUGUGGUAUUUUGAAGAACUUGUGCCAGUCCAAAGAGGGCCAUGAAAUCACUGCUGGAGUCCUACAACACCGCAUAAAAAGGCUGUGCAGUGUGGUGGAAGACCUUGAGAAGAAGGUGGAGCAUGACAAGAGGAACGGUCGCACCGGAGCAAAAAAGGAGGACAGUGCACGGCGGCGCCUCGGGGAGGCUGCCAGUCUCUACCAUCUUCUCACCGAUGACUUCUAUGAUCUGGUUAAUCGGAAAGCUAGAUCUAACAUCAGGAGGCAUUAGUUUCUGGAAUUGAUCUUGUAGACAUAGGCGGAGUUACGUGGAGGCGAAACGGGGCAACAACCCCCCUUCCAAAACUGCAAUUUCUGAACUAUAGGUCUACUCAUUUCACUGGCCCGUCCAUCAACGUGUAACUCUCCUUCUUUUCUCGUUUUCCCAAUAGCCCAAUCGACAAGUAACUACAUCAAUUUCGCCCUGUAGCCCGUGAUGGCUGUAGCGCUGCCCGGAUAAGAACUCAUCGAUCCCUUUUUUUU